Rhodofomes roseus is the source of this 1239-nucleotide messenger RNA. RefSeq lists its product as uncharacterized. NCBI's taxonomy places the organism in Eukaryota, Fungi, Basidiomycota, Agaricomycetes, Polyporales, Fomitopsidaceae. The transcript has 10 exons. Bases 1 to 1239 code for a protein of 412 amino acids. The record is from RefSeq and is a predicted model, not a curated record.
AUGGAGGCCGCGAUAUUCGAAGCUGAGGCCCGAAACCUUCAGGCGGAGAUUUUAAGGAAAGUUACGGCGGAGAAUGUCCGCCUACUGAAGACAAUGAGAGAAUGGAUACGCAGGGCUAAGGCAGCAGAGCAGCAGGUGUCGUCGCUGCGCAUGCCCGGGAACGCUGCUGCCGAAGAACAUGCAGCGCUGAAAACACAACUCGUCGAGGCGCAGGCGCAAGUGUACGCGCUGCAUGGCGAAGUAGACGCAGAGAAAGAGAAGCGUGUUGUCGCGGAAGAAGCGACAGAACAGCUGCUCUCACAGCAUACCGCUCUAUCAGCAGACAAUGCCAAGCUCAAAGAAGAGGUGAUGCGCAGGGGAGAGGACCUAUCGGUGCAAGACUUGGCUCUAGUCAUAGAGCGCAACGAGCUCCAGAACACGGUAGCUACCCUGCGCGCGGGGCUCGAAGGCAAAGAAAGCGAGGCGCAGAAUGCACUGACAGCAGAGACGCGGUCGUCCACCCAGUCGCAGCUCGACGCGGUGGGCCAGGAGAUGGCGUAUGAGGCUAUGCUGCAGGAGCGUAGUACGCUCCGCGGACAGCUGGCUGUGGCCCAGAAAGAAACCGACGAUUUGAAGGCGAAGGUUGCAUUGCUAGAGGCAGCGGUACAAUCGGGCACAGUUGCUGCCCUGCAGCGCUCAGGUGCGGAGGCUUCUGCGAGCAGAACUGUGGCUUCGCAGCCCGCGAAGAAGAAACGCGCCGGGAAGAAAGAUGGGGGACCUGUGGACUUCGCCAACUAUGCGUCUCCAAUUCCUCCAACUCGACAGGCUAUACUUGCCAGUUACCCCGAAAUCGACCCUGCCCUGCCACCCGAGCUAGCGGGCUACGUCUCGUUCACCAAGACCGAACUCUCCCAGCUCCUCGGCGGGAGUACCCAAGGUCUCUUCGUCCGUGUGACCAAGAGCGCGCGGCCGCUCGCCGUGAAGUACGACAUCGGCGAGUUCCUCUGCCCGAACCUCAACCAGAACUCGUGGCUGCCCACCAAGCCCGGCGCGCACGGGUACAUGCAGGUCGGCCUGGGCGACCGCGACCGCGUGCGCUUCGAGGACGCCGAGGUCCGGCCGGUGUUCGUCGGUGCGGCGAGCCAGUUCAGGUACUUCGGGACGUACGAGCUGAAGAGGGUCGAGAGGCUCACGGCGGAGGAGUGGCUGACCCUCCCCGAGAAGGUAGUCUCGCUCGCGCGCUGGCGUCGUUCGUGCUGA